AUGCAGCUAUCAACAUGGAUUCCUCUGGGGGUGUUGCUGCGUAUCUUGCUCGCCCCCAAAGCCGUACCAACCACUCCGAAGAGACCUGGCUCAGAUGAAUCACAGGCGAAUCUCGCACUCGAGAAUUUUCCGACGUCAGGGGAGCCCAAUAUACUUUUUAUCCUCACUGACGACCAAGACCUGCGGCUUGACUCACUCGAGUAUAUGCCGUUUCUGCAAAGACAUCUCAUCAAACAGGGAACACUAUUCCAACGACAUUUCUGCACGACUGCUAUCUGCUGCCCCUCUCGCGUUAGCCUUUGGACGGGAAAAUCUGCGCACAAUACCAACGUGACUAAUGUGAGCCCUCCUUAUGGGGGAUAUCCGAAGUUCGUGUCUCAAGGACUCAAUGAUGAUUGGCUCUUUCCAUGGCUCCAGGAAGCUGGGUACAACACGUAUUACACUGGAAAACUUUUCAACGCACAUACAGUCGAAAACUAUAACUCUCCCUUCCCCUCUGGCUUCACCGGCUCGGACUUUCUCCUUGACCCUUACACGUAUCAAUAUUACAACAGUACAUUCCAACGGAACAAGAACCCUCCUAUCCUUCACGAUGGUGUUUAUCAGACCGACUUGAUUGCCGAAAAGGCGUACGGUUUCCUCAGUGAUGCCGUCAACGCUGGAAAGCCGUUCUUCCUCGCUGUAGCGCCUACCGCACCACACGCCAACGUAAAAGAUGGUGUAUUCACCGAGCCACAGCCUGCGAGACGUCACGAGAAACUCUUCCAGAAUGCUCGUGUGCCGCGGACAGACAGUUUCAACCCGGAAAAGUCAUCUGGAGCUAACUGGGUUCUUGAACUGCCUCAGCAAAACAAGAGCAACGUCGACUACAACGACCACCUGUAUCGGCAACGCCUUCGUGCCCUUCAGAGUGUUGAUGAGAUGAUCGACGGUCUCAUCACUCGUCUCGAACAACGUGGGCUCCUCGACAGCACAUACAUAAUAUACACUGCCGAUAAUGGGUACCACAUUGGCCAGCACCGUUUGCAACCGGGAAAGACAUGCGGUUACGAGGAAGACAUCAAUGUCCCGCUUAUAGUCAGAGGACCUGAAGUCCCUCAAAACAAGGUCACAGACAUCGUUACAACACACACCGACCUCGCUCCAACUAUUUUCAGCCUCCUAGGCCUGAAGCUCCACAGCAGCUUUGAUGGUGCUGUCAUUCCUUUGACACAGCAAGGCCUUGCAGAUGCAGCUCUUUCGCGUCACGAACAUGCCAAUGUCGAGUUUUGGGGGAUCGCUAUCCCUGAGGGCAUUCACGCUGGGGAACGCCCAACGAAUAAUACUUAUAAGGCGUUGCGCCUGGUUGGCAGGUCGUUCAAUCUAUACUAUUCGGUCUGGUGCAACAACAAGAAAGAGUUGUACGAUCUCUCCACAGACCCCUACCAGAUGUACAAUCUCAUUGCAACAGGAUCACCAAACGGCACCUACACAGGAAACGCAGCACUACAUCUCCCAGGCCGCUCAGUCUUGCUGCCCCGAUUAGAUGCUCUCCUCCUGGUGCUCAAAUCCUGUGUGGGAAAUGCAUGCAUUAAUCCCUGGAAAUCACUCCACCCAACUGGGGAGGUGCGAAGCCUUGAGGAUGCGCUGAAGCCGCAGUACAAUGCAUACUACACUCAGCUCCCACGGGUGGAAUUCACGAGUUGCGAGAUCGGUUAUAUUAUUGAGGCGGAGGGACCUCAGUGGGCCAAAUAUGAGCGGCAAUAA
Messenger RNA from Punctularia strigosozonata HHB-11173 SS5, 1746 nucleotides. Its product is annotated as Arylsulphatase. The record is from RefSeq and is a predicted model, not a curated record. The transcript is spliced from 5 exons. NCBI's taxonomy places the organism in Eukaryota, Fungi, Basidiomycota, Agaricomycetes, Corticiales, Punctulariaceae. Bases 1 to 1746 code for a protein of 581 amino acids. Gene Ontology annotation, molecular function: arylsulfatase activity; N-acetylglucosamine-6-sulfatase activity; glycosaminoglycan binding. Gene Ontology annotation, biological process: phenol-containing compound metabolic process.